CUACCUACCUACCUACCUACCUACCUACCUACCUACCUACCUACCUACCUACCUACCUAGAUAGAUAGAUAGAUAGAACCUCGACAUGGCCACCCUGCAGAAUUCCAUCAAUGGCGUAGACUCGUCCGUCGCCAUCAUAAUACCCUCGAAACCGAAGCCAUUGACGGUAACGUACAAAGACCUCAUAGCCGAAUGCUCUUCCUUCCAAUGCAAGCUUGCCGCCAUCGGAAUCACCAACCGUUCUCCGGUAUCGAUAGCGACGGCGAACUCAUACGAGUUCAUCGUCUCGUUCCUUGCCACCUCAUGGCAGCGCGGUAUCGCCGCGCCUUUAAACCCGGCCUAUAAGCAGACCGAGUUCGAGUUUUACAUCGAAGACAUUAAGUCUGCUAUCGUGCUUGUUCCUAAGGGCGCAUAUGAAGCCAAUGCGCCCUCCGUCAAGGCUGCGCGCAAGUUCAAUGCCGCAAUCGCCGAGUGCUACUGGGACAAUGCGAAGAAUGAGGUGGCUUUAGAUGUUAAAGAUUUCGGCCAGUUGAAGGGGAAGGCCAAAGAGAACGUGCUGCGGUCACAACCAGAUGAUGUCGCAUUAGUCUUACACACAAGUGGCACGACGUCGAGGCCUAAAGUUGUUCCAUUGACGCAUCGCAACUUGACACGAACCAUGAAGAAUAUUCAGUCGACGUAUCAGCUUACUGCGCAAGACCGGACAAUGCUAGUUAUGCCGCUGUUCCAUGUUCACGGUCUUCUCUGUGCUCUUCUAGCUCCUCUGUACUCUGGGGGCUCCAUGAUUGUGCCAACUAAAUUCUCGGCUUCGGACUUUUGGCAAGAUUUUGUUACCUACGGGGCGAACUGGUAUACUGCCGUACCGACGAUACAUCAGAUCCUCCUCAGGAACUCUGCUCCAAGUCCUCUGCCUAAGAUUCGCUUCAUCCGGUCUUGCUCCUCGCCUCUAUCACCGACAGUGUUUCAUCAGCUGGAGGAGAAAUUCAAGGCGCCUGUCUUGGAAGCGUAUGCCAUGACAGAAGCUGCACACCAAAUGACAUCUAACCCCUUACCCCCGGCGAAGCGAAAGCCUGGCACGGUGGGGCUAGGUCAGGGUGUAGAAGUCAAAAUUCUCAACGACGCUGGCGAUGAGGUACCUCAAGGCACCGAGGGCGAGAUCUGUAUCCGGGGCGAGAACGUGACCAAAGGCUAUUUGAAUAAUCCAACCGCCAACGCAACAGCGUUCGCCAAAGGCGGCUUCUUCCGCACCGGCGACCAAGGCAAGAAGGACGAGGACGGAUAUAUCAUCAUUACUGGCCGUAUCAAGGAGCUCAUCAACAAAGGCGGCGAAAAGAUUAGCCCAAUUGAGUUGGAUAACGUGCUAACGAGACACCCGUCUGUCUCGGAGGCCGUAAGCUUUGCCAUCCCUGAUGAGUUGUACGGCCAGGAUAUCGGUGUCGCAAUUGUACUCAAGAGCGGGGCCAAGCUUGAACAGGACGAAUUGAGAGCCUGGGUUAACGAGAAAUUGGCCAAGUUCAAGGUGCCCAAGAAGAUCUACUUUACCGAGGUCAUGCCCAAGACAGCAACAGGGAAGAUCCAGAGACGCAUCGUGGCUGAGACAAUGCAGAAGCAGGAAUCUCCCAAGGCGAAGCUAUAAUCUCAGUAACAGAAUGACGUUUGCUUUUAUUAUAGCUAUGUAACACGAGAUUAAACAUAAGCCUUGAUGUGCGGAUGAGCGGAUGAGCGGAUGAACGGGGAUAAGGGGUGUUACAUAUAUAUACUGCGACAGAGGGCGAAGGGAUAAAUAUAAAUUCACCAAGAUGCAAUGUAGG
Molecule: messenger RNA, 1811 nt
Organism: Daldinia decipiens
Lineage: Eukaryota; Fungi; Ascomycota; Sordariomycetes; Xylariales; Hypoxylaceae
Product: acetyl-CoA synthetase-like protein
Exons: 5
Coding region: 86-1636 (516 amino acids)
Biological process (GO): fatty acid metabolic process
Molecular function (GO): medium-chain fatty acid-CoA ligase activity
Source: RefSeq, a predicted model, not a curated record